Messenger RNA from Trichoderma harzianum CBS 226.95, 1833 nucleotides. RefSeq lists its product as hypothetical. Bases 220 to 1434 code for a protein of 404 amino acids. NCBI's taxonomy places the organism in Eukaryota, Fungi, Ascomycota, Sordariomycetes, Hypocreales, Hypocreaceae. Gene Ontology annotation, cellular component: fungal-type cell wall; plasma membrane. The transcript has 3 exons. The record is from RefSeq and is a predicted model, not a curated record. Gene Ontology annotation, biological process: fungal-type cell wall organization.
GUUCGAGCGAUCGAGAACUGGAUUCCGUCAACAUCUUUUUGUCUCGUCUCGUGCCUUUUGGACCGGUUGCAUAGUUUAAACGCCACAGUCAGAUACCCCCUAUUUGCGCCAGCUUCACGCCUCGAAUCGCGACACUGCCAUCUUCACAUUUCAUUUUUCAUUAUUUUGACGCGUUUUUGGUGCACGCUUGCUAACUUUCGUUCUUUCUAUUAGAUCAGAAUGCAUUCCUCCAAGCUCUUCUCAGCCAUCCUGGCUGCUGGCGCCGCCAGCGUCGUCUCUGCUGCCUCCAGCGCCUGUUCCAAGGACAUCAAGGUCACCACGCCUAACCCUGUCAUCUCCUGCGAUACCGUUGACGCCAACAUCAUCGUCGAUGAGUCCGUUGCUGGUGACCUGAUUCUCAACGGCCCCAAGACGAUCACUGGUGAUCUCAUCAUCAACAAUGCUACCCAGCUCAUUUCCGUCCAGAGUAUCACAAUUGCCUCCAUUGGUGGCAACUUCGAGCUCAACGGCCUCGAGCUCCUGAGCUCUGUUAACAUGCAGGCGCUCAAGACCUUGAACAAGUUGAACAUGAUCAAGCUUCCCCAGCUUAACACUCUGGUCUUUGGCACUUCUGGUGUCACCAAGGCCAACGACAUCCAGGUUACCGACACCUUCCUCAGUGAUCUUAGCGGUCUCAACAUCAACAGUGUUGACUCCCUUACCAUCACCAACAACAACAAGCUGACCGCCUUCAACUCCGACCUGGUCAACAUCACCACCCUUCUCAGUGUUACCAGCAACGGAAACAACAUGGAGAUCAACAUGACCAAGCUUCAGUCUGCUGCCGAGAUUCAGCUUUCUAACGUCAAGAGCUUCGUCGUUCCUAGCCUGAAGACCAUCACCCAGUCCCUCAAGUUCGACACGAACCCUUCGCUCACUACUUUCAGCGCCAAGAACGUCACCUCCAUCGGCGACAGUGUCACCUUCAUCAACAACAACAAGCUCACCAACGUCUCAUUCCCCCUCUUGACGUCUGUUGGUGACUUGACUGUCCAGAACAACACUGCCCUCGAUGCCGUUGAGGGUUUCCCUAAGCUGCAGACCGUUGCUGGUGGUGUCAUCCUCCGCGGUAACUUUGACACUGUUGAGCUUCCCGCUCUCAAGGACGUCAAGGGCGGCUGCACCGUCUUCUCUACCACCGACAUUUCUGCUUUCUGCGGUUUCUUCGAUGACGCCAAGAAGAGCAAGAUCAUCCAGGGUCAGGAGUCCUGCAAGAGCAACGUUAAGGCCGCCAAUGAGGGAGGUUCCGACGGUGACUCCAGCACUUCCAGCGGCGGCAAGGGCAGCAGCAGCGACAACAGCGGUAACGGCACUGACAACGCUGUCGCUGCCCUCAACGUCAACAACGUCCUCCUGGGCGUCUCCGUCCUUGCUGGUAUGGCCCAGCUGUGGUAAAAAGUUUCGGAGGAUGAUGGGUCGGAAUUUGGCGUCAAUCUCUGUUCUCCCAGAUGUUUUUCUGUUUUCUUUUAGCCAACACAUUGUGGUUUCGUCAACCUCCCCCACGCCUUGGCUGUCAACUCAUAUGUGACCGCCCCUUUUGUGUGUGUCCGCGGCACUAACGCUAGAACUUAAUAAUGGAAAUGUACUUCAAAAUGUCGCCACGCUCCUUUUAUCCUUUCGACGAGCAUCGACAAUGAUGCAUGACGCACAAGCUGCAUUGCCUGUGACAAUUUGGCUAUCACUGGCGAGCUCGAGACUUGAAAGGAUUUUACGUGUGUACGGUUACUGGUGAUAUUCUAUCACGAUUUGCACCUCUCUUUAGACUUUCUUUACCGGUGUUGGUGUAUGUUAGAC